Messenger RNA from Haliaeetus leucocephalus (bald eagle), 886 nucleotides. RefSeq names its product ribosomal protein S4, X-linked (gene RPS4X). The coding region runs from base 38 to 829 and encodes 263 amino acids. The transcript is spliced from 7 exons. The record is from RefSeq and is a predicted model, not a curated record. Lineage: Eukaryota; Metazoa; Chordata; Aves; Accipitriformes; Accipitridae. Gene Ontology annotation, biological process: translation. Gene Ontology annotation, cellular component: ribosome; cytosolic small ribosomal subunit. Gene Ontology annotation, molecular function: structural constituent of ribosome; RNA binding.
ACCGGAAACGGCAGUCCUUUCCCGGCGGAGCGCAGCCAUGGCCCGUGGCCCCAAGAAGCACCUGAAGCGCGUGGCUGCGCCCAAGCACUGGAUGCUGGACAAACUGACGGGCGUCUUCGCACCCCGUCCAUCGACAGGCCCUCACAAACUGAGGGAAUGCCUUCCGCUCAUCAUCUUCCUGCGGAACAGGCUGAAGUAUGCCCUGACAGGAGAUGAGGUCAAGAAGAUCUGCAUGCAGAGGUUCAUCAAGAUAGAUGGCAAAGUCCGCACAGACAUCACCUACCCUGCAGGCUUCAUGGAUGUCAUCAGCAUCGAGAAGACAGGUGAGCAUUUCCGCUUGGUGUACGAUACCAAGGGCCGGUUUGCUGUUCACCGCAUCACAGCUGAAGAGGCCAAGUACAAGCUGUGCAAGGUGAGGAAGAUCUUUGUGGGCACCAAAGGAAUCCCUCAUCUGGUCACCCAUGAUGCUCGUACCAUCCGCUAUCCAGACCCCCUCAUCAAGGUGAAUGAUACGGUCCAAAUUGACCUGGAGACAGGCAAGAUCACAGAUUUCAUCAAGUUUGACACAGGUAACCUGUGCAUGGUGACCGGCGGUGCCAACUUGGGUCGUAUUGGGGUGAUCACCAACCGGGAGAGACACCCUGGCUCGUUUGACGUGGUUCACGUGAAGGACGCCAAUGGCAAUAGCUUUGCCACCAGGCUCUCCAACAUCUUUGUUAUUGGCAAAGGUAACAAGCCGUGGAUCUCCCUGCCCCGUGGAAAGGGCAUCCGCCUGACCAUUGCUGAAGAGAGAGACAAGAGACUGGCGGCCAAGCAGAGCAGCGGGUGAACUCCAGCUCGGGCUGGCAGUGGUCCUUUCAGUCUAUUAAUUAAACCAUUUCCCAAA